Messenger RNA from Drosophila grimshawi, 4224 nucleotides. RefSeq names its product gamma-aminobutyric acid type B receptor subunit 1 (gene GABA-B-R1). The coding region runs from base 379 to 2946 and encodes 855 amino acids. Gene Ontology annotation, molecular function: G protein-coupled GABA receptor activity. Gene Ontology annotation, cellular component: membrane; G protein-coupled receptor heterodimeric complex. The transcript is spliced from 17 exons. Gene Ontology annotation, biological process: G protein-coupled receptor signaling pathway; gamma-aminobutyric acid signaling pathway. The record is from RefSeq and is a predicted model, not a curated record. Lineage: Eukaryota; Metazoa; Arthropoda; Insecta; Diptera; Drosophilidae.
GUUAUUUUGAAGUGCAGCAGCAGCAGCAACAAAUUGUGCUAGAGAAACAAAUAAUCAGCAUUUAAGGGAUAAUCUGUGCGGCUUACGGCAUUUCAUUAAAAUGGAUUUGCGCGAAUGCCGUUGCGCUGAGCUGCAUUUGUGCAUGGGAUUAUCGAUUGUAAUGCGCAGUCAUCAAACAAUACAACAACAACAACAACAACAGCAGCAGCAACAACAACUACAACAACAACAACAGCAACGCAGCAACAACAAACAUUGAGUAUUGGCCCCAAAACAGUUUUAGUCAGUGUCUUAUGAAACAAUCGAAGCGCCGGCCCAGGCAGCAUCAGCAGCAAUCAACCAAAUCGCAUCACAUUUUUGUACGGCAUACGCAAAGAUAUGACAAGUGAUGGUGCUGUUACGUUUUGGAUAUUUUUGCUUUGUUUGAUCGGCACACCGCAGCUGGAGGGCAGCGAGGCCGGCAAACCGGAUGAGCUGCACAUUGGCGGCAUAUUUCCAAUUGCCGGCAAGGGAGGAUGGCAGGGUGGGCAGGCGUGCAUGCCGGCAGCAAGACUGGCAUUGGAUGAUGUCAACAAGGAGCCAAAUCUGCUGCCAGGCUUCAAGCUCAUCCUGCACAGCAAUGACAGCGAGUGCGAGCCCGGUUUGGGCGCCAGUGUGAUGUACAAUCUACUAUAUAAUAAGCCACAAAAGUUGAUGCUACUUGCGGGUUGCAGCACUGUGUGCACCACUGUGGCAGAGGCAGCCAAAAUGUGGAACUUAAUUGUGCUAUGUUAUGGCGCUUCAAGUCCAGCUUUAUCGGAUCGCAAGCGUUUUCCAACACUAUUUCGCACACAUCCCUCGGCCACAGUGCACAAUCCAACGCGCAUCAAACUGAUGAAGAAGUUCGGCUGGUCUCGCGUGGCCAUUCUACAGCAGGCCGAGGAGGUAUUCAUAUCGACUGUGGAAGAUCUCGAAAAUCGCUGUAUGGAGGCUGGCGUCGAAAUCGUAACUAGACAAUCAUUUCUAUCCGAUCCAACAGACGCCGUACGCAAUUUAAGACGCCAGGAUGCCCGGAUUAUUGUGGGACUCUUCUAUGUGGUAGCAGCGAGACGGGUUCUCUGCGAGAUGUACAAACAGCAGCUCUAUGGACGUGCCCAUGUCUGGUUCUUUAUUGGCUGGUACGAGGACAAUUGGUAUGAGGCGAAUCUGGAGAACGAGGGCAUUACCUGCACAGUGGAGCAAAUGCGUAUAGCUGCCGAGGGCCAUUUAACCACAGAGGCGCUCAUGUGGAAUCAAAACAAUCAGACAACAAUAUCCGGAAUGACGGCUGAAGAGUUUCGACAUCGACUGAAUCAUGCACUAAUCGAGGAGGGCUAUGACAUUAAUCACGAUCGCUAUCCCGAGGGCUAUCAGGAGGCGCCGCUGGCCUAUGAUGCUGUCUGGAGCGUAGCAUUGGCAUUCAACAAGACAAUGGAACGUUUAACAUCACGCAAGAAAUCGCUACGAGAUUUCACCUAUACGGACAAAGAAAUCGCCGAUGAUAUCUAUUCGGCCAUGAAUUCAACACAGUUCUUGGGCGUAUCGGGCGUUGUUGCAUUCAGCUCACAGGGUGAUCGUAUUGCGCUAACACAAAUCGAACAAAUGGUGAAGGGAAAAUACGAGAAGCUCGGCUAUUACGACACCCAGCUGGAUAAUCUAACCUGGCUAAAUACGGAGCAAUGGAUUGGUGGCAAGGUGCCGCAGGAUCGAACAAUUGUUACCCAUGUGCUUCGCACUGUAUCUUUACCGUUAUUCGUCUGCAUGUGCACAAUCUCCAGCUGCGGCAUUUUCGUGGCCUUUGCUCUGAUCAUCUUCAACAUAUGGAACAAGCAUAGAAGAGUAAUACAAUCCUCACAUCCUGUUUGCAAUACCAUCAUGCUAAUUGGCGUCAUCAUCUGCCUUAUAUCAGUCAUCUUACUGGGAAUGGACGGACGCUUUGUCAGUCCGGACGAAUAUCCAAAGAUUUGUCAGGCACGAGCUUGGCUAUUAUCCACCGGUUUUACACUAGCAUAUGGUGCUAUGUUCAGCAAAGUCUGGCGUGUGCAUCGAUUUACAACAAAAGCGAAAACUGACCCAAAGAAAAAAGUGGAACCUUGGAAGCUAUACACCAUGGUUUCGGGGCUCUUAUCAAUAGAUUUAGUGAUAUUACUGUCUUGGCAGAUCUUUGAUCCGCUGCAGCGUAUACUCGAAACAUUCCCACUCGAAGAUCCAGUAUCUACAACUGAUGAUAUUAAAAUACGUCCAGAGCUUGAGCAUUGUGAAAGUGAACGCAAUUCCAUGUGGUUAGGACUCGUUUAUGGCGUGAAGGGUCUAAUACUUGUAUUCGGACUGUUCUUGGCAUACGAGACGCGUUCCAUUAAAGUCAAACAGAUCAAUGACUCACGCUAUGUGGGCAUGAGCAUCUAUAAUGUGGUUGUGCUCUGCCUGAUAACGGCGCCGGUGGGCAUGGUCAUUGCAUCGCAGCAGGACGCGUCUUUCGCCUUUGUUGCACUAGCUGUGAUAUUCUGUUGUUUCCUAAGCAUGCUGCUGAUAUUUGUGCCAAAGGUCAUUGAGGUCAUACGACAUCCAAAGGAUAAGGCCGAAUCAAAGUACAAUCCGGACUCGGCCAUAUCGAAGGAGGAUGAGGAACGCUAUCAAAAACUAGUAACCGAAAACGAGGAACUACAACGAUUGAUAACACAGAAAGAAGAAAAGAUACGAGUUCUACGGCAACGACUGGUCGAGCGGGAUGUCAACACCAAAAGCACAGAACUGAAUGGAGCAUCUGGGGCCGGUGCCGUCGGCACAGCAACAACUUCGCUGGCAGUCCAGCAGCAGACUGCUUCUAUCAUUAACGCAAACACCUCUGCGCAUACGACGCCUGUGGCCUCACUCGCAAUCACACAAGAGAUUUUAGCAAUUUUUGCGGGCAUUGAGAAAUUCGAUUGAGCAUUUUGGAGUUAAAAGAUACUCAUGAGCACCGUACAUGAAAAAACUUGUCAAUUUCCUUUGCGUGAUAGGUGAAUUAUACAAAAAUGAUUAUGCUAAAUAAAAACUUAAUAAAUAUUGUAUGUACUUAAUAAACUUUGUAUCAACUUUAAGCUGAGCUAAAUACGAGAAUUGGUAGCAGCAAUUUUGUAGAUUAACUGAAAUAUGUAUUGUACCUUAAACGUGUUUAGCAAGUACUUAAAUUAAUAAAACGAAAUACUUUUAACUUACUACAAUUAAUUAAUAAACAAAAUUAGAAUGUGAACUAAACAAAAAUGUUAGGCUUUAAAGUUGAACACAAAAACCACACAUACUCAAGUCAUUAUGAAGAAAAACAAAUAGCAAAUUAUGAAAGAAAUCAUGUUAAAGUUCGUAAUUUUUAAAAUGAAAAGCAAAACAAAUUGUUGUGUUAGUACAUAUGUUCUUCUUGUAUAACGAGUAUUUUCCAUAAACCUAUUUUGCUCAGCUCUAUCUCCUAAAGCUAAAGCACACACACAGACACGAACACAGAAAUGUUUUCCCAAGGCGGCCUUUCCCAUUUCAUAUAUAUUUAGUUUUAUCUCACUUUAUUUCGUUUAACCCAGGACUCGGAUCCUGACCAAUGCCGUGGCAAUACGAGCUCCUAGACUCCAGUACCAGACUCCUAUAAAGUUUGGCCUCUUUAACACGUAGUUUAGCCUAAGUUAGUGUUAGAUUUUGUAUAGACCGAGUGUGUACGUGUGUGUAUACAUUUUUGGAGUCAUGUCCAAUACUUCUCAUACUUACACACAUACAAACACACAUACAUACAUACAUACAUAUAUAUUAUGCACUCGAAAGUAAUGUUUUAAUAGUUUAAAUUUCUGUGAGUCGUAAGUAGCACAAAUCGAAUGGAAAGCAUAGCAAAUCUUAGAUAAAUAAUAAACAUAGCAUAGUCUAGUGUAGUAUCAAAAGUUAAUAUAUAUAAUAUGUAUAUGUAUUAUUAUAUUUUGUGGGGGUAUGGGCCGGGGGCUUACGUGCUCAAGCAACAUUUUAAUUUUUUAUGUACUGUUAUACAAAUGAUGAGAGAUACAUUUGAAAGCAAAGGAAAAUUUUUGAACACACUGUAAGUUCUAAAAUUGCAUUUAUAAAAUUAUAAAUAUAUACAGACAUAUAUACACAAAGCAAAACAAACGGAAAAUAGUGCAUAUUGUGAACCAAAUGCGUCGUUAUUUAAAUAGGAAUUGAAAUGAUUAAAAUGAGGAAAAUCACAACAACAAA